CAACGUACUAAGUAAAGUUUAUUAUGCAUCCCAACUAAACCUCCAAAAUCACUCAGUAAACAGCCUUGCACGGAAGUUCUACUGAUUGCGACGAGCACGUUUUGCCAAGUCAUCGUGGACAGGCAAUUUGAUAAUGUCGGAGCAAGAUCAACCACUUCAACGGGAAGAGCCCACCCGUCACAAUGAUGAAUCUCCCUCCGGGCUUAACGCUGGACAGUCGGGUCGACCGAAGAGCCUUCGCCCUUUCAUUCUUUCCAUCAUGGCCUUCAAGCAUGGUCGAAAGUUCUCUAAGACCACGUCGGCACAUCUUGAACGGCGGUUAAGUAGUGCUGCCGAAACGGAAGGCCAGUUCGGCCCGGCUCUCACGAGGCUAUACCUUGGCAUAUCGGCUGUUUUCUCGAAUGAUCAAACUGCACUUAUUGCUCUAGCCAUCAACGAUGGUAUCUACCUUACCGACUUCUCCGUCAAGCAUCUUGACCUCAGCGACAACCAAGGAUUCGGUCGGGAUGCCAUUGCAGACUAUGUACUGGAGGAGGUUAAGGAUUAUCAGCAUGAGAAAUUUGCCAAGUUCAUCGGAGCCGGUCUACCAGCCACGCUUGCGCGUGUAAGUAAAACACUAUGCUCUCGCUUGUGGCUAGAUCUAGAUAUCGUUCCAAUUGUAGUACUUGAUGAGAGAGAGGAUGAGGAUGAAGACGUUAGGAAGAGAGAGAAGGACUUCUGGGAUCUGAAACGUGUUGACGAACAGGCUGACUCAAUGGUUCGAAAAUGCGUCAUGUACUUCGGACCUUCUCAGGCUCCUCUGCUUCAAGUUGGCUUCCGCGGUUUGGUCCAGACUGAUGUUGGAUUUCGUGCAUAUUUAACGACUAUUCAGAACUACAAGGACACAUGUGGCGCCUCCACCUGGGAGACUAUGAUGACCUAUGCAGAGAAGCUACGUCGCGAUAAGACUCGUAUCGCAUUUUUCAGCUCUACUCCACAAGGUGGCGGCGUAGCUCUCAUGCGUCAUGCGCUAGUACGAUUUGCACGUCGAAUAGAGGUCGACCUAUCUUGGUACGUUCCCAAACCGCUCCCUACUGCCCUCAGAAUUACCAAGAAUAUCCACAACAUCCUCCAGGGAGUAAGUCCUCCCAGCCAACGCAUCACCGCGGAGGAAAAGAAGGCCGUCAUCCACUGGAUUACCGAAAAUGCAUAUCGAUACUGGCUUUCAGAAUCUGGCCCACUACGCCCAGCGGAGGAAGGUGGUGCUCAUAUCAUAAUUAUUGAUGACCCGCAAAUGCCGGGUUUAAUUCCUCUCAUCAAAAGGUUUACUCCGGAUCGACCAGUUCUAUAUCGCUCUCACAUCCAAAUCAGGAGUGACCUAAUUGCCAAAGACAGCUCGGCCCAGGCUGAUGUUUGGAAAUUCCUGUGGAGCAACAUACAACUGGCGGAUAUGUAUAUCAGCCACCCAAUUCCUGCAUUUGUUCCUCAUACAGUCCCCAGAGCAAAGGUAGCUUAUAUGCCAGCUACUACGGAUUGGCUUGAUGGUUUAAAUAAGCCUUUGAGAGAUUGGGAUGUUGGAUACUAUGGAAACAUGUACAAUGCCAGCUGCCACGCACAAAAGAUGACCGAGCUGCACUGGCCGGCUCGCAAAUACAUCAUUCAAAUUGCCCGGUUCGACCCCUCAAAGGGUAUUCCAACGGCGAUAGAUUCAUACGCCGGAUUUCGCCGCCAAUGCAAAGUGGCCGAUAUUGAGGAUCCUCCGCAGCUUGUCCUUUGCGGUAACCAGUCUGUUGAUGAUCCUGACGCAAGUAUUGUCUACGACCAGACACUAGAUCAGAUAAUGUCGUUAUGCCCAGAGCUUAUGAAGGAUAUCAGUGUGAUGUGCCUGGUACCAAAUGAUCAGUUACUCAACACACUUAUUUCCAAAGCCCAUGUUGUCCUUCAACUCUCAACUAGUGAGGGAUUUGAGGUAAAGGUUUCAGAAGCAUUGCAUGCUGGACGGCCAGUCGUUGCGACAAAGACUGGCGGUCUUCCUCUUCAGAUCAAGGAUUCUGUUAACGGAUUUCUUGUUGAGUCCGGAGAUUGGAAGGCUGUUGCUUCCCACCUCAUGGAUCUGUUCACUAAUAAUGCUCUGUAUGAGAGGAUGAGUUAUGCUGCUAGAACGGGCGUGUCUGACGAAGUUGGCACAGUCAGUAAUGCGUUGUGUUGGUUCUACCUAGCUUCCAAGUGGAGAGAUAUUGGUACCGAAGAAUCCGGCAAGGCCGUUCUCCAACCAAAUGAGAGAUGGGUUUAUGAUAUGGCGAGAGACGAGGCAAAUUGCCCAUACUCCGCUGACGAGGAACAACUACCACGUUGUUCCUUCGAGCAUAAGAAGAUCAACUGAGAAGGAUCCAGCUAACUUAGCUAGAACUCUGUAAUCAACUACAGAAACUUUGGAGAUGUCUUGAAUUUGAACACGGUGGAGCCUAUGAAAGCUCCCAGGAGAAUACUCCAAACACCUGGAGCUGCCAUACUCUAGAUAGGUCCAAUAUAAUUCAAC
Fusarium oxysporum Fo47 is the source of this 2518-nucleotide messenger RNA. RefSeq lists its product as uncharacterized. The record is from RefSeq and is a predicted model, not a curated record. NCBI's taxonomy places the organism in Eukaryota, Fungi, Ascomycota, Sordariomycetes, Hypocreales, Nectriaceae. Bases 134 to 2362 code for a protein of 742 amino acids. The transcript is spliced from 6 exons. Gene Ontology annotation, molecular function: glycosyltransferase activity.